Messenger RNA from Staurois parvus, 382 nucleotides. NCBI's taxonomy places the organism in Eukaryota, Metazoa, Chordata, Amphibia, Anura, Ranidae. The record is from the annotation of a GenBank genome assembly.
UCCGGACUGGAAGGGGGGGAAAGUGUCCGGACUGGAAGGGGGGGAAAGUGUCGGACUGGAAAGGGGGGGAAAGUGUCCGGAUGGAAGGGGGGGAAAGUGUCCGGACUGGAAUUGGGGGGGGACAGUGUCCGGACUGGAAGGGGGGGAAAGUGUCCGGACUGGAAGGGGGGGGAAAAGUGUCCGGGACUGGAAGGGGGGGAAAGUGUCCGGACUGGAAGGGGUUGAAAGUGUCCGGACUGGAAGGUGGGGGAAAGUGUCCGGACUGGAAUGGGGGUUGAAAGUGUCCGGACUGGAAGGGGGUGAAAGUGUCCGGACUGGAAGGGGGGUGAAAGUGUCCGGACAGGAAGGGGGAGAGUGUCCGGACUGUGAAGGGGGGGGAGAG